Molecule: messenger RNA, 195 nt
Organism: Colletotrichum costaricense
Lineage: Eukaryota; Fungi; Ascomycota; Sordariomycetes; Glomerellales; Glomerellaceae
Exons: 1
Coding region: 1-195 (64 amino acids)
Source: RefSeq, a predicted model, not a curated record
AUGCGCCCAUAUGACAUUGAUACUUGGAUGAACACUUUCUUGAUUGGCCAAUACCAUGAUCAAAUUACUUUGCUUGUUCCUAAGACGCUGAUCGUUUUAACUCGGUCGUCAGAGCCUGGAAUCCGUGCAAGGGAUUCGUGGUUGCUAUUGGCUAUUUGGCGUUGUAGGGAAUUAAUCACACGUCUGGCACUGUAG